This is a messenger RNA of Hermetia illucens (black soldier fly), 3927 nucleotides long. It is a transcript of the gene Oseg4, whose product is annotated as WD repeat-containing protein 35. NCBI's taxonomy places the organism in Eukaryota, Metazoa, Arthropoda, Insecta, Diptera, Stratiomyidae. Gene Ontology annotation, molecular function: protein binding. Bases 89 to 3655 code for a protein of 1188 amino acids. Gene Ontology annotation, biological process: non-motile cilium assembly; intraciliary retrograde transport; protein localization to cilium. The transcript is spliced from 14 exons. The record is from RefSeq and is a predicted model, not a curated record. Gene Ontology annotation, cellular component: non-motile cilium; intraciliary transport particle A.
GCCGGAGUAAAUUGUGAUACAGGUAGACGUGCACCUGUUCACACCUGAAAUAUUUUUUAAUUGUGCGACUUCACGAAUAAAUCUCAAAAUGUUUGUGUAUCUCAGCAAAAAGAUCGCUAUUCCAAAUAAUAUGCGAUUGAAUUGUAUCGCUUGGAACCAGGAACAUGGCUACAUAGCAGUGGGAGGAGACGAUGGAUUACUGAAAGUUCUUCAGUUAGAACAAGCGUCAUCAACCAACAGCGCAAACCGUGGUGGUCUGGCUGCAGUCAGCAAUCUCUCCAUGAACCAAACCUUAGAAGGUCAUAAAGCAUCAAUUCAAGUUGUCACCUGGAACGAAUCUCAACAAAAACUCACUUCAUCAGAUAAAGAUGGUGUUAUAAUGGUUUGGAUGCUAUACAAAGGGUCCUGGUACGAAGAAAUGACCAACGAUCGAAAAAAAUCCACUGUGAAAGGAAUGGCAUGGAGUGCCGAGGGACAGAAAAUUUGUAUUGUUUAUGAGGAUGGUGCUAUUAUCGUAGGAUCAGUAGAUGGCAAUCGUAUUUGGGGAAAGGAAUUGAAAAAUACUCACUUAACUGGUGUGCAAUGGAGCCCAGAUAGCCGCUUAAUUUUAUUCAGUGUUGCUUCUGGAGAAUGUCAUGUUUAUGAUAACCAAGGGACUUUUGUGAUGAAAAUUAAUAUACAAUGCAAUGUUAUAAGCCCAAAUAGGAAUAUCUCGGUGGUCGGUCUAAAUUGGUUCCACGGGAAGGUACCUCACAAUCAACCCGUCCUAGCGAUAUGUUAUCAAAACGGCAAAAUGCAGAUUAUGCGUAACGAGAACGACGAUGACCCGGUAAUCGUAAACUGCGACAUACAAGCCAUCGAUGCAAUGUGGAACCAUGACGGCAGUGUUCUAGCGGUUUGCGGAACUAAAGCGAAUCUCGGCGAAAAAGACAGUAAUCACAUCCUUUUUUAUUCUCCUUUUGGUAUUCAUUUACGGACAUUAAAAAUCCCCGGUCGUGAGGUUACUGCUUUGGCUUGGGAAGGAUCUUCACUGCGAAUAGCCCUAGCGGUUGAUUCAUUUAUUUACUUUGCUAAUAUUCGGCCGGAUUACAUGUGGUGCUACUUCGAGAAGACAGUCGUGUUUUUGAGUAACAAUCGCGAUGUUAAUUCACAUUUCAUAACGUUUUGGAACAUUGGAUCUAAUCAGAGCUUUUUGAAAGAAGUUGAACGUCCACUAGCAUUGGCGGCUGGUCAGGAUCAUUGUGUUGUAGCAGUCGAAUGUGCAAGUAUCAACUCAAAAGAUGUGAAUUUGGUAGUUGAGAGGAACUUCAAGGAUAAGAAGUAUCAACUCCUUGUCUGCAACUCCAUCGGAACUACUGUUGACUCGAAAUAUACGGAUUUGAAGCCGCAGUUUAUAGCAAUGAACUCAACAUACGUUGUGAUUGCCUCGAAAGACCAUUUCUUACUCUGGCACUACCAUACACCAAAGGGUGCAUCCAGCUUACACGGCGUCAAGGCUAGAAAAGACAAACGAUUCCACAUUGACGACACACCAUCAGGGGUAGCGGAGGUUUUGAAUGACUUGGACAGAGGCAGAUAUGAACCACCAGUGAAUAACAAUCCUUCAUCAGAUCCUAUCUGUUGUGUUGCCGUCUCUGAGAAGUUACUGUUAAUUGGGCGAGAGUCAGGAACCAUAAAUGAGUAUAGUAUUUCUCAUAUAACACUUCGGAACAGGCAUACCGGCAAUAAUCGCGCUUAUAAGAUUGCAAUCAACUGCAAUUCGACACGUGCUGCAAUAAUAGACUAUACUGGAACCAUGACUACCUUAAAUUUAGAGGAUAACAAUGAAAGCAAAGUCCUGGUGAAUCGCGUAGAACGUAAGGAUGUCUGGGCGAUAACAUGGGCUCGCGACAAUCCUCAGCUUUUGGCUUUGAUGGAAAAGACUCGAAUGUAUGUGUUGCGUGGAGCUGAUCCCGAGGAGCCAAUUUCAUGCUCCGGAUAUAUUUGUAAUUUUGAGGACCUUGAGAUAACAUGCGUCCUUCUCGAUGAUAUUAUCAGCGGUCAGCAACCACAGGAUACGAAAAAUCAUAUAAUUCAAUUGCGAGUGAAAUCCUUGCGUGACACUGAAGAAUUACUGUCACAUGUAGGCAUAACUGAAGCGAAACAAUUCAUCGAGGAUAAUCCCCAUCCAAGGUUGUGGCGUCUCUUAGCGGAAUCUGCUUUGAAAAAACUGGACUUGGAAACAGCUGAAAACGCAUUUGUUCGAUGUGCAAACUAUCCUGGAAUUCAACUGAUAAAACGCUUAAAGACUAUACCCUCAGAAGUUUUACAAAAGUCGGAGAUUGCUGCAUUCUAUGGAGAUUUUGAGGAGGCCGAGAAAUUGUAUUUAGAUGAUGAUAGGAGGGACUUGGCUAUUGGGUUGAGAACGACUUUAUGUGAUUGGUUUCGUACUGUCCAAUUGUAUCGAAUGGGUCCUGGUAUUUCUGAUCAACAGAUGGAACAUGCAUGGAAAGAAAUUGGCGACCAUUUCGCCAGUAUGAGAUCUUGGGAGAGUGCUAAGGAAUAUUAUGCAAAAGCGCAUUGUAUAGAAGGUUUGAUGGAAUCGCUCUAUUAUCUUGAGGAUUAUGAGGAACUGGAAUCAUGCAUUAACAAAUUGCCGGAGAAAUCUCCUUUGCUAGCCAAGUUGGCUGAAAUGUUGGCAUCUGUUGGUAUGAGCAACGAAGCAGUCGCAGCCUACAUCAAAUUAGGUGACGUAAAAUCUGCCGUAAAUACAUGUGUGAACCUUCGGCAAUGGGGACAGGCGGUAGAACUGGCUCAACGUUACAAAAUGCCGCAAAUAGGAGCCCUUCUCAGCAAACAUGCUGCACACUUACUGCAGGAAGGUAAGCUUCCAGAAGCAGUUGAACUACAACGUAAGGCUGGACGCUACCUGGAUGCUGCGCAUCUCCUAACAAAACUAGGAGAGCAAGAAAUCGAGAAGAAGUCAAGUUUGCUACGAAUAAAAAAAAUCUUUGUGUUGGCUGGCUUACUAGCAGAGGAACAUCUUAAAAUGCAGUCGCAACUUUCCGGAUUGAGUCGUAAUGCAGUGGUUGCAGAGAUGGCUAGUGAGGAUGCAAAGCUCGUGGAACAAAUCUGGCAUUAUUCGGAAGCGUACCAUUUUAUGUUGCUCGCACAGAGGCAGCUACGAUAUGGUAUUGUUCACAGUGCUGUUAUCACCUCUUUGCGACUGCGAGACUAUGAAGAUGUACUAAAUGUGGAGGAGAUAUACAGUCUCAUGGCGUUGGCGAGCUGUGCUGAUCGCUCGUUUGGUACUUGCUCUAAAGCUUUCAUCAAACUAGAAUCACUCGAAGGCGUAAGUGAGCAGACUAGACAAGAAUAUGAAGAAUUAGCCAUCAAUAUAUUCUCGAAACACGAACCUUAUGACACUCGCAAUAAUAGAAUUGGUUGCUUUACUUGUGAAUCCUUGGUUCUUGAUUGCCUAUCCUCAUGCUCGAACUGUGGAGCACAUUUUCCAGCAUGUAUUGCUUCGGGGAAGCCACUUGUUCAGCCGCUUGAUGCUUGGAUGUGCAGUUCUUGCUAUCAUUGCGCCUGUCCAAUGGAAAUUAGUGGAUUGCGCACUUGUCCCUUAUGUCACAGUCUCAUCACAACGAGGAAAUACGAGAGUAGUGAAGUUUAAAAUACGCUCAAAGGAAAAAAAAUCGUGGGUUUUUUGGAAGAAUGCACUUUAUUCUGAAUACUUUUCAUCUUCUAUUCGCCACCUUAAUUUCCGCUUGUUUGCCCAUUCGUUGGGGUGAACUUUCUUGAUAUGAGCAUAUCGGUUGGCUUUAGCAUUGAAUGUUUUAUCACAGUAUUCGCAGUUGUACAAAAUCUCGCCGGUGUGCGUUGCCAUGUGUUCCUGAAAAUAGAUGCAAAUGAUUAACACCUGAAUAAAAAUGUGUUGAAAAGAAU